AUGCGUGUGGACCAUCAAACCCGACAAGGUGCAAGAUCCCUAGUCAUUUUUGCUGCCCAGCUCCGUCACGAACAAGUUGUCCGAGAGGAACAACGUGCUGCGGCAACGGCUGUUGCCGAAGUGGUUCAAAAUGUUUCAACGGGAACACUUGCUGUGCGCCCUAUGCUGUUGCAUGCAACGGGUGGUGGAUCGCAAUGCAGCGCCCAACGUGGAUACUGCCUGAAAGACGGUGCGACCAAAAGCGGCUCUAAGCCGAGCGAGACAAAGGGGGGCGGCACGCCAUCGAAGUCUCGCACGCAGAAGCCCACCAAAUCGUCGAGCAAACCCACAUUGACAAAACCAACAAAAACGAAACCGACUCUGACAAAGCCAACUUCCAAACCGACUAAGUCUACGAAACCAACGUCUCGGCCUUCGGACGAGCCUACGUUGACUGAGCCUGAGAAAUCGUCGACGAGUCGUGAGCAUUCAACUCGGACUAGACCAACCAAAUCCGACGAAACACCCUCGAAGACUACGGAAGAGCCGACAAAAUCCAACCCUUCGCGUACAUCAUCGGAGAGCAAACAAACUGGGACUAGAACGUUUCCAUCGAUAACAAAGUCGGAUAGUUCAACAGGACAGGGUUCAUCAUUGUCAGUAACAGGAACUGAUGACCGGACUGAAACCCCUACAAGUACUGCCAGUGCUAUCCCUACGCUUAUCUUUAACUGGGCUCGUGACCUUACAGAUGAUCUUGUUGAGAAUAUGUGUCUAGGACUUCGAAAACGUAAUGCACCAGUAAAUGGGGAAAUUCUAACUUAUGCCGGCGCUAGAAGCCAGAACCGUCAGCAGACACAAUGUAAAGGUGGAGAUUGUUGCAAAGGCCAAACAAAGUCGCAUGGCGCAAAUAAAGGAUUCCCACUUUCCUGCGAUGAAUACCCGUUUUCUUCAACGGUUGAAGGUGGUCCACAUGCACAUGUUGGAUGUAUUGUGGCCUUCCAGAAUGGUGCACAGGGUGAUUACCUUAAAGCUUUCUACCGAGAUUAUAAAUUGAAGAAAGGUGAUAAGUAUUAUAUGAAAAUCACAGGUAUUGACUGCGAUGUGGUUCAUGAAGAUGAUAUUCCUAAAUGCAAUCGCUUUGGGAAGCGUGAUAUCCUCGCAGAUUCAAAGGGGAUAUUCUAUCCACCAGAUGCAGCCCGAAACACCGGAAGACUUGUGAUCGCUCUAGGGGAUGUGGAAGCUGGAUCGUCUUCGAAGCCAAUAUCCGAGACAACUUAUCAGCUUUCCUUUCAUUCAGAGGAGGCCAUAUACGGUGCCUCUUUCAUUGCAGAGACAGAGGAUUCUCACCUCGUUGCCUCUUCGUGGAAACACGAAAGGGGCCCUGCGCCCUCCACAGUUUCCCGACCUCCCAGCACUACGACGGUUACGACCAUAGUUGAUGGAACCACUCUCACUACAACUUACUGCCCCGAAACUACUGUUACCAGAAUUCCUACACCGAGUGAGACCGUGAUCACUACUAUUAUUGAAGGAAGCACGGUUACAACAACUGUGUGCCCCGAAACUGAAAUAAACCAGACGGAAGCCGAGACAGCCCAGCCUUCACAGAAACAGACGAGCACACCCAGCGCCCCAGGAGAUCCACCAAAGGACAUCCCUCAUAAUCCUCCUGAAGACCUGCCCGAGCCUCCGCCAGAGCAAUCCCAUACGCAACCGCCUCUAGAAUCCAAUGGGCCAGAAAACCCGCCUGAAACGCCCCCAUCACCUACAGCACCUACAACGCCACCUGUUUCUCCACCAGGCGAUGAGCCAGAGGUUCCUGAAGGACCUGCAACGAGCGCUUCGGUCGAACCGCCCGCAGGCGACCAGUCAACUUCGCCGCCAAUUGCGAUCCAGACAACUAACGCAGGGAGGAUUUUGACACUGAAGAGAUGGCUCAAUGGCGUAGUUUGCGCAUUGGUUCCCUUCUUCGUGAUGUGA
Messenger RNA from Coccidioides posadasii C735 delta SOWgp, 1962 nucleotides. NCBI's taxonomy places the organism in Eukaryota, Fungi, Ascomycota, Eurotiomycetes, Onygenales, Onygenaceae. The record is from RefSeq and is a predicted model, not a curated record.